UUCGACCAGAUCGUAGGCAACUGCAUGCCCUAGCCAGCUGAACAACUAAGCUUAUUUGAGUGAUAUUCUAGGAGGAUUCCUUUUUCAAGGAAGGGUAUCAAAAGUUUAAUCAACCCCAGUGAGACAAUUCCAGCAUUUUAAGGUCGGCGAUUAUUGAUCGUUCAAUUAUCCAGAAUUUUCGGUUGGCAGGUGAAUCCUGUUAAGCUCUGUUACUGCUUAGCUCUUUCAAAACCCACGAUGGCCGUAAAAGAAAGAUCUAGCAUCGACAGCUAACUGAUUGCUAUAUCUGGUUGAAGUGAAUGGUGUGUAGCUGAAGAAUACACCAUAAACUUUACUGAGGUUUUGCUUCUGGAUGAAUGGGCUUGAAAACAUUGCUACUACUGAGUAUAUACCCGCCACAUCUCAGCCCCAUCUGCAUGAUAUCUUCACCGAUCAUUGUCUUCAACACCAAACUUCGUGGUAGUACAUGGAUGUUUUCUUCCUCGCUUUGAUACCUAAGUUCGCGAUUCAAAAUAAGACACGAGAAAGCCGUCGUUUGUUUGUGGCGGUAGCUGGUGUAAUUUCACAUACUAAUAGUACCGCCACAAACAGCACAACUCCAUACUAUUCAUGAACCACUCUAUUAUCCAUCCGCACGGUACCCUAAGAUUGACGUCGACUAACCUCAUCUUUUGAGUGUUAUGCUUAUCAGUACAUGAGGCGAUGGUCACAUAUGGUUUUACUGUUGCUGGAGAUCGUGCAGCAUCAUUGGAAGCGUCGAGCACUACAGCCCGGAAACCUCAAGCCACGCUUGCCUUUGAUAACCGAAUCAGCAAUGAUCUAUUCUGCUCUGCCAUCAAAAUUCAGCAACACCCUACUUUAACGAAGCCAAAGACCGUUGUCAGCGCGUAUGGUUUUACAAGCCCCGCUGUGGCUACCUCAGCGGCCAUAGAGUUUCUGGCAAUGCCCGGAAAUACAUCCGAUUCCAUGAAUAUUACCAUUACGACCAAUCUUAUAGUCAAACCCGAGCAGGCAGGUAGCUACAGCGACUAUGCUAUUGGCAUUGGUAAAUCAGAAUCGAUUCAUCUAUCUGGACGACGCAUGCAAGAUUCAGAAACUGUUAGAGAGCUACGGGACCGCUAA
Messenger RNA from Botrytis byssoidea, 1122 nucleotides. RefSeq lists its product as uncharacterized. The transcript has 5 exons. NCBI's taxonomy places the organism in Eukaryota, Fungi, Ascomycota, Leotiomycetes, Helotiales, Sclerotiniaceae. The coding region runs from base 703 to 1122 and encodes 139 amino acids. The record is from RefSeq and is a predicted model, not a curated record.